Molecule: messenger RNA, 2710 nt
Organism: Diceros bicornis minor
Lineage: Eukaryota; Metazoa; Chordata; Mammalia; Perissodactyla; Rhinocerotidae
Exons: 4
Coding region: 1-1344 (447 amino acids)
Source: RefSeq, a predicted model, not a curated record
AUGAUGCCGGCCCUGGGGAAGGUAGGCCCCUGCCUGGGCUGUCUCCGCGGCGCCUUCUCCUCCGGGAGGACUGGCCGGCUGGGGAAGGAGUCCGACUGCGGGGGAGGGAGGGGGGGCGAGAAAGUUCUGCCCCAGGGGCUGGAGGGAGCGCGAGUCUCCACCGCCGGCGCAGCGCCUCUCCGCGGGGGCUCCACCGCCCGGGCGGCAGUCGAGUUCAGCCCGCUCCUCGCCCCCACCUUCUAUUGCGGUUGUCUCGUCGAGAGGGAAGCUCAGGCGCCUUCUUCCUGGUGCUGCGGACCCGGGCUGGAGGCUCUGGGACCGGGGGGAGGGGGCGAGGGUGCCCGGUGCUGGCCGCCGUUGACUCUUGGCCCCCUCCCCGGAGCAGUUGGUGCGUGGAAGCUCGAGAGAGGCUGUCUCUUCCUCUCUCCUGGGGGCCCCCCUACGAGCUGCGUCCUCUCCCCACCAGGCUCCCUGGGGCGAAGGCUAGAGGGUUCGGUGCCACCCCGUGCCCGGCUCCAAUCUUGCUCAAGCCGUUGCUUCCGUGGAGGGCCGGGGGAGGAAGGGGGUGGUAGCCGAGAGAGAAGAGCGUCUCUCCUCCGCAGCGUCGGCCGUUCCGCUGGUGGCGGCUGGGUUUGCACGGCCGAAGGGAGCCGCCGCGGCCACUGCCUCCAGGACGCACGAGAGCAGAGGAGAGGAACGCACGCACGCAGGCUCCCGCCGCCCCCCGGCCUGGCCGGCGCCCGGGCCGCCGCGGCUGGCGGCGCUCACGUUGGCUGCAGGGCGCUCGCGCGGCGCCUCGGCCCGGGUCGCAUCCCUUCCCGCUCGCACUCGCCCGGAAUGUGGGGUUGUGAUUGUUACUCUACGUUCCGGAGGCGCGUCUCGGCGCUCCUGCUCGCGCUGCGGCUCGCGCUGUCCCCGGCUUGGCCGCGCGGGAUGCCGCCCGGGCGGAGCGCUGACGUCACCGCCAUGCUCUGCACCAGUUCUCCCCCCUCCCCUUUACACUUCCUCUGUCUGUGGAGCCCACUUGUUGCUCGGGAAAGGCGCAUGCGCGGCAGGACGCCCAGAUUCCUCCCAGUCGGCCCCUCCUCCGCGCCUCCGCCCUCCCCUCCCCCUCGCCGUGUGUGUACAACAGCUGAGGCCCGGCGAGCUAAUGCUGGAAGUCCAGGGCUCGGGGUGGAAAUUAAACAGACGAUGACCUUUCCUUUCCCCGCCCGGCUUUCCCAAGAACCUGAGCUUCCACGACAGGAGCUAAAUGAAUUCAGGGUGAGCCAGCCCCUCCCCCCAGCCGCACUAAAAAUUUUGGCUGAAUGUCUAAAGAAGCUACGAGCACCCGGAGGCCUUUAAGGAAAACAGUCUACUGGCUGCACACAGCUGCAGUUGGGGGCAGGGAAGGGGCGGUGCUGAGAGGCCAAACAGGAGGAGGUGACUCGCUAUGGGACAGACACUGCGAGAUGGUUUCCUUGCAUCAUCAUUAAACCUUCAAUAUUAUCUACAAGAUUGUACCACCGAGUUCUUCUGUAUACAGAAGUUGGGGAUCUGCCACUGCUGCAGCCUGGAUCAUCAAUGUACCAUACAGUAUGUAGAGCACACUAUUGGGCUCACAGGAAGCCGUCAGUAAGUGUUGGUUAUCAUUCACAUUGACAUUAAUGUUGGUACUAUUGACUAGUUACCAUGUGAAAGGCCUUUGUAAAUUGCAUAAAAUAGAACAAUCAUUAUUCUUAUCACUACUAUUACUACUAAUUGUAAUAAAGUUCAGUUGAAGCAACCAGAAGUAUUUUUAUUUUGACACUUGACCUUCAGCGCUUGUUCCCCCAUACAGCACUCCCCAGCACCCCCAUCUCCCACUCAUUUUGGGCCCCUAGGUGCAAAGAAAGAGUUUUUAAGAAUAGGGAGAAAGAGGAAAGGAAGAGCCCUAGGGAGCCCCUCUUUCAUCUCAAAGCAGCCAGAUUUCUGUUUUUGCAAAACAGUGAGCUCCCUGUGUACUCCCCAACAAUAAUAAACUUUCCCUGGCUGGCUGGCUCCAGGCAGUGAUUCCUCUGUAAAGAGCUGCUCCGGGAGCAUUGCCUCACCCUUCCAGACUUCAGCCCUCCCCACACCACAGCUACCCUGGAGAGAGUCAAAACAUAGGGCUGGGAAAUGGAGCGACAUCCCCACCAGCCGGGGGCUCAGGGCUUGUUAGCCUGGGCUUGGCUGGUGAACCCAUUUCUUUAAAUUAAUAUUUAUUCAGCCCAUCCCUUUAUUAAACCAAAAAUACUGAGGAAUAGCAACUUAGCCCCAACCCUCUAACCAGGCUGGUAGAGAAAGCAAGUUGGAUUCUAUGUCAGAGUGUUAUGUUUGGUAUGCGCACACAUAUGUCUCCAUCUCCUUGUCUGUCUCUGUCUUCGCUGUUAGUAAAGGAGAUAUAUAUAUACACACAUACAUGCUGGGUGUCUUCAGACACACUGAGUUAGAAAUAAACAUGCAUUUAAACAAACUUCCAUUACAGUCUCAUAAUCCUUUAAAAAGCAUAGCUCUCUUGAUACCCUUCCCCCCUCAAAGAAUCACCAUCAUUUAUGGUGAUAAAUUUUGUCUUAACUGCCUGUCUGAGAUGGCCCUGUUUGGGGAUGUGUCAAUGUGUCAGGGAUUGUGAGACCAAGAACACCAAUGUUUUGGAGAUGGAUUUUCCCCUCAAGGAGAAUCCCGUGCGACAAUACCACGUCCACAGUGGGAA